AUGGCGACGCUGGAGCGUCUUCUCGUGGACGCGAGCGCGUCGGAGGCGGAGGGGUUGUUGGGAGAGGCGCUGCGCGAGGCGAGGGAGGCGGAGGACCCGGCGAGCGCGGUCGAGGGCGUCGUCGCGGUAGGGGUUAGACAUCGGUUGGGCCGAGUUCGACGCGCGACGUUGAGCGCGCUCGCGGACGUCGCGAGGGAGUGGUGCGAUCGGAGAGAUUUGACGUUUGCGCUCACGGGCGGCGGGUCCGGGCGGGUGAAUCACUUUGGCGCGUUGACGCGCGACGUCUCGCCGCACGUACGAGCUGAGUUUGUGCGGUUGUGCGACUCGCUGUUACGCGAUGAAAACGGAGAGGUGUGCGCGCACGCCCCUCGCGUUUUGCCGUACGUGCUCAGCGCUCUCGGGGACGACAUAGACGACGUGAGACGGGUCGCGGAGGCCGUAUCCACGAGCUCGUUGACCAACUUUCAGGACGUCGUGUGUCGAAACCUUGGGGAUAUGCUCCUCCCAACGCUCGCCGAACUCAAGAACCACGCCGAAUCAGGCUGGUCCGAGGACAUCAUCGUCCGCGCGUUGACUUUGACCGAGACCAUGGUACGCGUUGCGGAGAAUCGCUCAACGCAGUUCGUUCCAAAUGUGUGCGACGCUUUACUCCACGCGUGGUCUUCGACCGAGCCGGGGAACGCGAAACGACGGCGGAUCAUAAAGAACGUGCGAGACACGCUCACACGUUCGUGUCCAGACGCGAGCGAAUACGUGAGCGCGAUUUUGCAAUUUGAUGAUUAA
Ostreococcus tauri is the source of this 783-nucleotide messenger RNA. Its product is annotated as Armadillo-type fold. Bases 1 to 783 code for a protein of 260 amino acids. Lineage: Eukaryota; Viridiplantae; Chlorophyta; Mamiellophyceae; Mamiellales; Bathycoccaceae. The transcript has a single exon. The record is from RefSeq and is a predicted model, not a curated record.